ACCAUUCAAUGCUCUCGGUUGCACGGUAUUCAUCGCGCUUGGCAUUAUUAAUAGUUGAUUUUUCAUUUACACGUCACGAGAAAAAUUAGAUGCAGCAAGUAAUCAACUUUUUGACCGGCAAAUCUAAACAUCCGCCACCACCAGCACCGCCGCCGUUGCCGCCACCGCCUACACCAUAAAAAUUUCUUCUUAUAUUAACAAAAAAAAAAAUUAGUUUCACACUGUAAAUCGUUCAUGGCAGAUCCUCACAUACAAAUAGAUCAACCACCUCUGGUUCCCGCUCAAACCCCACUUCUUCCUCCAACUCAAAAUAACAUCCAGCACCACCUCAACCACCGGAGGUCGACGAAUCAAGAAACUGAUGUUGAUAAGUUUCUUGGAGGACUAGAAGCCUUUCUUACGAUUCUGGGUUUCAACCAGUUUUCUGUUUUAAGCUUUGUUAUUUCUUGGACUGCUUUUAUAUUGAUAGGUGUGGUGGUUCCUGUUCUAAUACUGGAGCUUUCAAAAUGUGGCGGGGACUGUAACCAGUACCAAAUUAAGGAUUUUGAGCUAGAAAUCGUGGCAUCUCAGGCUUGUUUGGCAGCUGUUUCUUUGGGUUGCGUUUCUCAUAAUCUUAGCAAAUACGGGUUAAGAAAGUUACUUUUUGUUGACCGCUGUAAUGUCCAUACUAUGGCUCGCUUUAGCCUCUUAUAUAUUCGACAACUCAAGGAUUCUUUAGGCUUGCUGGUCUUUUGGGCAUUGACAUGUUGCGUUCUGAAAGUUGUGCGAGAAGUGAUUCGUGUGUUAUAUGAACAACAAGAAUCAUGGUGGUUGUCUGCUGCUAUUUUAUUUGGUUUGGUUCUAUCAUGGAGUUAUGUUACUACAAUAUCUUUAUCUGCCAGCAUUCUGUUUCAUCUUGUAUGCAAUUUACAAGUUAUUCACUUUGAUGACUAUGCAAGGCUCUUGGAAAGAGAUAAUGAUGUUUUGGUAUUUAUUGAGGAGCAUAUUCAUCUGCGCUAUCACCUUUCCAAGAUAAGCCAUAGGUUCCGAAUUUUUCUACUUUUGGAGCUUUUUGUUGUCAUAGCCAGCCAAGUCGUGACACUUUUCCAAACCACUGGAUAUGAUGGAAUAAUUACAUUAAUAAAUGGAGGCGAUUUUGUUGUUUCUUCAGUUGUCCAAGUAGUUGGUGUAAUUCUUUGUUUACAUGCUGCAACAAAAAUAUCCCAUAGAGCCCAAGGUAUUGCCUCUGUAGCAAGCAGAUGGCAUGCGUUGGCAACAUGUGGUUCAAUUGAUACAUCUCAACUGAGAGUUUCAAAUAGUUUGGGGAACUUGGAAGCUGCAAAUGGACCAAACUUGCUACAUACGACUUAUUCUGAAAGUGAUUUGGAGUCAAUGGACUAUAUUGCAAUGCCUACAAAUUCACAACUGGUAUCCUACAUGGCCACAUAUCAGAAAAGGCAAGCCUUUGUGAUGUAUUUGCAAAACAAUCCAGGAGGAAUCACUAUUUUUGGUUGGAUAGUUGAUCGUUCCUUGGUCAACACGAUCUUCUUCAUCGAACUUACUUUGGUAACCUUUGUGCUUGGAAAGACUCUAGUACUGGGAUCUGACUGAUAGUUUGAGUUUCCACGGCAAAAAUACUUCGAAAAUUGCAUUAGCCAUUGUAUCAUUGUCAUCACUGAUAAAGCAAGUGAUAUCUAUAAACACAAAAGGUUCCCAUUUCGGGCUAUUAAUUGAUUCCUGUAAUUGUUGAAAUGGUGAACGAUAAGAAUCCCAUGCCAACAUGAUACAGUCGAGCCAGGAAGAGUGAAAGUUGGACAACUCUGAAAGCAUACCCAUACGGAUCCAUGGUGUUUUGGUUCAAAGUAGUCCGUCCCUUUCCUGUACCCACGCAUGGCGGAAGCUUCAGCAUCCGGCUGCUGCUUUUUGUUGUUGUUGUUGUAACUUGUAAAUAAGCCGUAUAAUCUUGUUACGUUUCACUACAGGAAUACAUCCUUGUAAGUUCUGAAUGUUUCAUUUAUUUACACUUGUUUCUCUGAACAAGGAAUUUCAUGAAGGAAGAGAAGAAACAAGGUUAUUUGCCAGCAGAAAA
Messenger RNA from Jatropha curcas, 2068 nucleotides. Its product is annotated as zinc finger CONSTANS-like protein (DUF3537). The record is from RefSeq and is a predicted model, not a curated record. NCBI's taxonomy places the organism in Eukaryota, Viridiplantae, Streptophyta, Magnoliopsida, Malpighiales, Euphorbiaceae.